Gongylonema pulchrum is the source of this 216-nucleotide messenger RNA. The record is from the annotation of a GenBank genome assembly. NCBI's taxonomy places the organism in Eukaryota, Metazoa, Nematoda, Chromadorea, Rhabditida, Gongylonematidae.
AUGUUGCAGGCGGUGGCUCAACUCAUGGUGUACCAUUUUCGUUACACUCCAUGCCCAAAACUACAGCCCGGUCAUGAGAAUUUUUAUGUAAAACGAGUGGAACGGAAAGGAAAAAGAACGGACAGUGAGAACAAAAAACUUGCAGAAUUCAAUGAGGAGCCAGAUGGAUGUGCUCAUCGUGAUGAUCCAAGUAAAAGUGAACGGAAACUGAACUGA